UAGGGCCAUGAUGACACCUUGAUGGGAGCAAGUGGUUUUGUUCCUAGAGCUUUCUCAAUGAUCUUUUUGAAUUCUGCCCUUUCCCAGAGGACUGCAAGAAUGGAAAUUGGAACGGCAGACAGUGUGAAUGCCAAUCAGGCUACACGGGUCAGCUCUGUGACUCCAUGCUGUUUUCCUUCCCAGUAGAAUUCCCCAAUGUUAUUAACGCUACCGUAACCGUGAUAGUAAAAGUGAUUGAACGGAACUUCACAGCUGACAUGAAGAACAUGUCCUCCCAGGACUACAAGAACUUCACAGACCUCUUCCUGAGCCAGAUGGAUAAGGUUUUCAAGGGUGACGACCUUCCCCAGUACAAAAAUGUGAUCAUCAGAAAACUUCUCAAUGGCAGCAUCGUGGUGGAAAGUGAUGUUGUUCUAGAGGCAAGCUACACCCCAGAGUAUGAGACACUGUUCAGAAACGCCACGGAGAUUGUGAAGGGCAAAAUCCUGAACGAGACUAACACAAUCACAACUGACCACUCCCUGUGCCAACACUACGUACUGUGCUACAAUGGUAACGUCACCACUAUGGACAUGGAGUCUCUAACCUUCAGCUUUGACCCUGUCGAGUAUUGCUUCCAGAAGGCUGCCAAGGAUUUCGGCCACUACUUUUACCCAGAGGAUCUGAACGGGACGCUGACCUGCGUGAACAAUUGCACUCAGGAGACGAAGUCACGGCUCAACUGUAACCGUGGCUACUGCCAGCUGCUUCGCGCAGGGCCCCAAUGCGUGUGCCCAAACACAGACAACCACUGGUACUGGGGAAAGACUUGUGAGUUCAGAACCAGCAAGAGACUUGUGUAUGGCCUCGUGGGCACCGUGCUGGCAUUGCUACUUGUCCUUGUGAUCAUCUUGGCUGUCUUCUUCGGCCACUCCCAGAGAGCUCACAGGUCAUCGUAUGACCCCUCUCAAGCAUGGCAGCCAGAAACCCUUCCUGGAACUUUCCAGAGCACAGGUGUUUGGGAAGGUGACGAUCUGAAAGAGGACAAAUUUAGCCUGGAGAAAGCAUACAGCCAUUUCCGCCCAAACCUGGAGAAUGUGGACACGAAAACCCAGAGGCCUAAGGUGGUAAAACCAGCAGCCCAAAUUUAGACAAGAGAGGGACAGAGUCCCCACCACCAGUAUCCCUGCUUGGUUAAGAUGAUGCUGACACCAGAUCCCAAAGCUAUUCUGAGGCGCUCGGACUCAGUCUGUGUCACUGCUAGAAGGACUUAUCAAAGCAGCAGAGAAGAGGACUGGGAGCCAGGUACCUUCUCCUCCUCACCGUCACCUCCACGUUCCAGGGACCCAAAGACUCUUAGGCAUCUCACCAUCUUCGUUUGCGUGUAGGCAUUGCUCUAUUCUGGAAUUUCCCUAUUAAUAAAGCACUUUUUAAAAGAA
Messenger RNA from Rattus norvegicus (Norway rat), 1418 nucleotides. It is a transcript of the gene Muc12, whose product is annotated as mucin 12, cell surface associated. NCBI's taxonomy places the organism in Eukaryota, Metazoa, Chordata, Mammalia, Rodentia, Muridae. The record is from RefSeq and is a predicted model, not a curated record.